UUGUCUCUUGAUGAUAUAAUUUGUAAUUCUUGUUACUGCAAGGUUGUUGAACAUGAUACAUACCAAAAAUAUAGAAAAGCUUCUCGUACAAAUGUUACUAAGUACGAUAAAACUUUUUCAGCACCAAAAUCAAAGAAAGCAUGCGUAACUAUGGACGUGGAUACCUACCAAAUGCUUGUACAGAAGAUAAAUUCGGUAGAACAACUUGAAUCGGAGUUAAAUGAAUUGAAAACUCAAUUAAAAAAUCAACAAAAUAUGUUAGCGAAUGAUAAUAUUGAAGAUGAAACAGAUUUUACACAAUCAAAUGAUAUUGAAUUAAAUGAAGCUGAAGAAAUACAAAAUAAUAUAAUAGUUGAUACUUUAUUACAACAAGCAUUUUCAG
This is a messenger RNA of Funneliformis caledonium, 382 nucleotides long. The record is from the annotation of a GenBank genome assembly. Lineage: Eukaryota; Fungi; Glomeromycota; Glomeromycetes; Glomerales; Glomeraceae.